UAUGAAUCACAUAAAAGCUUUUGGUUUAGCAAAAUGGGCAACCGGUGAGAAAUUAGAGUUGAUAGAAAUGGAGGGAGAAGUUGGUCUUGUUUAAGAUUUAUCUGAUACUCUUAUGAUUAUUAAGACGAAAACAAUUAGUUAAUUUCAGAAGAUGUAAGAUUAUUUUAUUAUUGAAAGAGAUUCGUUGCCAUCUAAAAAGGGAAGAUGGUAUUAUAUGCCUUUUAAUAAAGAAAUCAUCCAACUUAUUUUAGCAACACCAGAUUGUAAUCAAAAUAAUAUUGAAAUGCUUAUUAGUGCCAUUUAAUCAAAAAUUGUAUUGAUUUUAAUAUACUCUAUUUAGUUGAAUGGAAAUAUUAUUCUUAAUGACAUUCAGAAGGAUAAUAUCUUAAAGUUAUUGAAUUAUUUCGAGAAACAAUAUAAUAAAGAUCCAAAAUAAAUCAAAUAAAUCAUGUAGACAUUAGAUAAUACUAAAUUAUCAGUAUAACAAAAUAUUGAAAAACUAAUCAAUAAUAAAGAUUAAUUAAGUCAAAUUGAAAGUAUAUCUAAUGUUAUUUUAGUUAAAUCUUUGGAAUUGGAGGAUACAUCAAAAGUCUUUUACGAUACAGCUAGUGCUGUUCAUAGAAAGAAUAGAUUGAAUAGAUUAAAAAGAAGAUUAUUUAUAGGAGGGAUAACAUUUAUAAGUUUAAGUUUUUUAUUUUAUUGGAUUUUUUAUUGA
Molecule: messenger RNA, 715 nt
Organism: Paramecium pentaurelia
Lineage: Eukaryota; Ciliophora; Oligohymenophorea; Peniculida; Parameciidae
Source: the annotation of a GenBank genome assembly